UCAUCCUCCUACGGUCCAAUAUACACUUGGUCUUGGUCUGAGGAGAUGCGAUGCAGCCCAACAUGGCAACCAAGAACGAUUCUGCUAAUGACACGAUACCAGAUGGUUUCUCACUCUGCAACAACAACAACGUUAUGGCCUUCAGCAGAGUCUUCCUCCCUACACUCUACAGCAUCGUCUUCAUCGUGGGGUUCAUCGGCAAUGGCUUGGUGUUGUGUGUCCUGGUCAAGUAUCACAAAUGGUCCAACAUGUCAGAUGUGUGUCUCUUCAACUUGGCAAUUUCAGACCUCAUCUUCCUUCUCUCAUUGCCUUUCUGGGCUCAUUAUGCUGCCACCACUCGGUGGACCUUCGGGAACUUCAUGUGCCAUACAGUGACGGCGUUCUACACGCUGGGAUUCUAUGGAAGCAUCUUCUUCAUGAUCCUCAUGACCAUUGAGCGCUACAGUGUCAUUGUCCACACCAAUAACUCUCUCUUCUCUAAGCACCGGUCUGUCAGAGCUAUCAUAGCCCUGAUUUUGUUAAUGUGGACACUUAGCCUGGGAGCUUCUCUGCCAAACAUCAUUUGGGCACAAGUGAACAAUACAUCAGAAGUAUGGACAUGCAGUUUGGAAUAUCCAGAAGGAACAAAGUGGAGGUAUUUCUCUUACAUGGAGUUGAACAUCCUUGGCUUAAUUAUUCCUCUGUCAGUGAUGGUGUUCUGCUACUCGCGCAUCAUCCCCAUUUUAAUGAGCAUUAAGUCUCAGAAGAAACACAGAGCUGUCAGGCUCAUUCUGGUCUUGGUCAGUGUUUUCUUCCUCUUCUGGACACCUUACAACAUCGUCAUCUUCCUGACGUUUCUGCAUCAUCUGGGUUACAUGAGCACUUGUGAGUGGUAUCAGGACCUGACCAUGGCUAUGCAGUGGGUGGAAACCAUAGCGUUCUGUCACUGCUGCAUCAACCCCAUCAUCUACGCCUUUGUGGGGAACAGAUUCAGGAAUUUAUUUCUAAAGAUGUUAAAAUUGUGGUUUCCUCUUUGCUUUGGUCGCUGUACAACAACUGAAAGUGAAUGCUCAGAGAAGAUGACCAAUAGGUACUCCUCAGAGAUUUCUUGCACAAAGAUAAAACUAAACCAUUAACACAUUUGUUCUACUAUUAAAUCGUAUUAUGCCAGGAUGGAAAAUGUAGCCAUGUAAUGUGAAGACCUUAAUUAACACUGAGCUAUAAAAUGAACAAAGGUCUGCUGUUAUAAAAAAUUUAAAAUAAGGCACUUAAUCCAUUGACCCAGAGUGAAUGAAACAGAUCCACAUCCAGACAAUGAAUUAGCUUGUAUAUUUAUUUUAGAGGCUGCCAAGUAUGCAUGUUUUUUUUCCAUGGAAGUUUAAAGUCAACUUAAUAACCAGUCAAACAGUUUCUUUAAAGUCAAAGAAGGAUGUCCUUUUUCCCCAUUGACUCUACUGUAUUUAUUUAUUAAAAGUGAGGCUUUCCCAAGACAAAUCCAUUUAAAUUUCCUGUACUGUCACAUUGUUUUUUUCCAUUUUAUCCCCUCAGACUAACAAUGACUGCAUUAUGUAAGCAACCACAGCACAUUACCGCUAAAAAUAAAAUAUCAUGCU
Messenger RNA from Tachysurus fulvidraco (yellow catfish), 1592 nucleotides. RefSeq names its product C-C chemokine receptor type 5-like. Gene Ontology annotation, biological process: chemotaxis; G protein-coupled receptor signaling pathway; immune response. The transcript has 2 exons. The record is from RefSeq and is a predicted model, not a curated record. Gene Ontology annotation, molecular function: chemokine receptor activity. The coding region runs from base 51 to 1115 and encodes 354 amino acids. NCBI's taxonomy places the organism in Eukaryota, Metazoa, Chordata, Actinopteri, Siluriformes, Bagridae. Gene Ontology annotation, cellular component: membrane.